CCUGUCAAAAGGACAACAAUUUGUGAUUCGAAACGGAGGAGGAGAAAGCAGAGGAAGAAGGAGAAGGUGCUUCGUCCUUUCCUCUGUUCCUCUUCGUCUUAUCCAUUCAUUCGCUCUAUAAAUAGAAUAUGGCAAUUCGUCCUCCCUCCUUUCCCGUCAAAAGGAGCACAAUUUGUGAUUUGGAACAGAGAAGGAGAAUAGAGAGGAAGGAGGAGGAAGAGGAGCUUCGUCCUUUCCUCUUCUUCUAAUCCAACAAUUCCUUGCUGGAAGAGGAGAGGAAGGUGCCUCUUCUCCUUUUCCUUUUUGAUAUUCGAACCAUCCAUUACGGAAUCCUAGUUGACAUAGAGGAGGUGCCUUUGUUCUCCGCCCAUUUUUGUUUUCUGCAAUUAGGAGGAACAUUAUUUGUCUUCCUUUUUUCUUUUGCCUGCAUCUUUCAUUUUCACAACUCGAUUGUUUACAAGUGGAGGGCAAAGAGGCGUUUUUCUUCCCCCAGCCCUCUUUUUCUCCACCAUUCAAUCCUCUUGAACGCUCCUUCUGCGCUUGUGGAGACAUCUUUGUUGGGAUUCUGGAGGAGGGGAAAUGGCAAGGAUCUCGAUCGGGUUCCUCGGUCUCACCGAACUCUUUAUCAGCACAAUGGUGCAUAUGCUCUUCGGUUUCUACAUAUUCAGCACCGCAGUGGCAUCCGAUGUCUCUCAGGUCCUAACUGAUUGCCUCCGGCCCAAUAUCUUCAACCUGGGAGCCAGAGAGGAGGGAGGCAAUGAUAGCAAGGAGAAAAUGGCGGUAUUGGAGGGCUCUCCGCCCCCAAUUGUGCUGGUUCAUGGCAUUUUUGGGUUCGGCAAAGGGAGACUCGGAGGUUUGUCCUACUUUGCUGGGGCGGAGAAGAAGGAUGAACGAGUCCUUGUGCCUGAUUUGGGAUCCCUAAGCAGCAUCCACGAUAGGGCAAGGGAAUUGUUCUAUUAUCUGAAAGGAGGGAAGGUGGAUUAUGGAGAGGAACACAGCAGGAAAUUUGGCCAUUCACAGUUUGGAAGAACAUAUGAACGAGGCCAUUACCCUUCAUGGGGUGAGCACCAUCCUGUUCAUUUUGUCGGCCACUCUGCUGGCGUGCAGGUUGUCAGGGUUUUGCAGCAGAUGCUUGCAGAUAAGGCUUUCAAUGGCUUUGACACCUCUGAGGACUGGGUUUUGAGCAUCACCUCCCUCUCUGGAGCCCUCAACGGAACCACUAGGACAUAUUAUGACGGCAUGCAGCCUGAAGAUGGAAGGUCGAUGAAAUCGAUAUGUCUGCUUCAGCUCUGUCGCCUAGGAGUCAUAGUCUAUGACUGGCUGGACAUUACAUGGCUGAAGAACUACUACAACUUUGGGUUCGAUCAUUUUCAGAUGGCAUGGAGAAAUUCUGGCAUUACUGGUUUGGUUGAUCUCAUACUGGGAAACUCAGGACCUUUUGCUUCUGGAGACUGGAUCCUCCCUGACCUUACAAUUCAAGGCUCAAUCAAUCUCAAUUCUGGUCUCCAGACCUUCCCCAACACCUUCUAUUUCAGCUAUGCGACUAGGAGGACGCAAAAAAUCCUUGGCUACACGGUUCCUUCUAGCAUCUGGGGCAUCCACCCUAUGCUCUUUAUUAGAGUCUUGCAGAUGUGCCAAUGGAGGUUCCCGACCAGCGCAUCCCCACCUUAUAAAGGAUACAGGGAUGAAGAUUGGGAACACAAUGAUGGAGCUCUAAACACAAUAUCAAUGACCCACCCUCGUCUGCCGGUAGAACAUCCAAGCUUUUAUGUUGUGGAUGACUCAGAGUGCCAUCCUUUGCAACCAGGAAUCUGGUACUAUAAGAUCAUGGAGGCCGAUCACAUCUUUUUCAUAGUAAACAGGGAGAGAGCAGGAGUACAGUUUGACGUUCUGUAUGAUGGCAUAUUUCAGAGGUGCAGAAAGCAUGUAUUCAGAAGCAGUAAAACACUAAUACCCAACGAAAGCAGUCAAUGACACCAUUCUCUUCUGCAUUAGAUGUGACUAGGGAACCAGAUAAGAAAGAUGCAUCAAGUUUAUCAUACACAUCCUUUUACAAGCAGGCUUCCUCGUAUGCACGCCUUAGUCUACCACAAUGUUAUGACAAUGCUCACAAAUGACUUGAAAUUAUUCAAAAUUGAAGCUUCUAGGUUUUGCAGGACAUACUCGUACUGAUUUUUAGCUUUGCUUGUUUGUACAUAUGCAUUUCGUGAAUGGGAAAAAAAAAAGAAACUCAGGUUUUAGCAUAAAUUGAGUGCUUUUAUGCUAACUAUAAUGUUGCAUGAUGAACACCCAGCGCCGUUUAUAUUUGGCCUUCUUCAAUAUU
Zingiber officinale is the source of this 2323-nucleotide messenger RNA. Its product is annotated as lipase-like. NCBI's taxonomy places the organism in Eukaryota, Viridiplantae, Streptophyta, Magnoliopsida, Zingiberales, Zingiberaceae. The record is from RefSeq and is a predicted model, not a curated record. The transcript is spliced from 8 exons. The coding region runs from base 580 to 1974 and encodes 464 amino acids.